GCGAAAUCAAGUAUGAAUGUCGAUAAAGUAUCAAUCUACGCGCACUUUAUGGAACUGCCACUCAAAUGUGUAGCAUGCUGGGAUUGGUACAAGAAACCACAAAAUGAAAAUCAAAUUUUCCUCAACAACAUCUUCUUAGGCUUCACAUUGUUCAUGUUGAUCAACUUGUUGGUGUCUCUGAUAGUACAUUUGUUUAGCGAAUGGACUGAUAUCAUGACCAGUCUAGAUAUAAUGGCCGAUGGAUUGCCAAUAGCCGCUGCAGUUUUCAUUGUCUCUUAUUUUGGAAUGUACAAAACGGAGAUGUACGAAUUGGUGGAAUAUAUGAAUUGUAACUUCAAGUGGCACUCUGCUAGAGGACUGUCUAACAUGACGAUGACGAAAGCUUACAGGACAGCGAAGAAUUUUUGCUGUUUCUACACCGCAUGCACCAUCUUUAGUGUUGCUAUGUACUUGAUCUUGCCAGUCAUUCUUCAUUUGUUGACAAAUCAACCACUCCAACAUUGGAUAUAUACGGAUGUAACUCACGACAUGAUAUUGAUAUUGAUUUUCUUACGGCAGUGCAUUUCACAAGCUUUCGUGGCUCUCGCAGUUGGACAACUUGGUGUAUUCUUCGCCUGCAACGCUAUUCUUCUCUGUGGUCAACUGGAUCUUCUCUGCUGUUGUCUCCGCAAUAUACGAUUUACGGCGUUGCUCCAACAUGGCGUCCAUCACAAGGCGCUUGCAAACCAAUUCAAUGAUAUAAAACUGGACGAAGAACACAGUUACUUGUACAACCGGUCGGAGAUUUGUGACUCCGGUUACCAUUAUGAUAAGAAAUGGGUAGCUUUCACAUCUCAGGGAAAUAAAACGCAAUACGAUAUCUAUAGUCCAAUAUAUGACGAUGCAACGAUGGUGGCCUUGCGGGACUGUGCCCGAAUGUCCCAGGUUGUGAAAGAGUAUAAAGAUCGCUUCGAAAACUUUGUAUCUCCACUGCUUGUGUUGAGAGUUGUACAAGUUACCGUGUAUCUUUGUACACUGUUGUAUGAAGCUACUUUAAAAUUCGAAAUGGUGACUGUAGAAUAUCUUGUCGCUGUUGCAUUGGACAUAUUUGUUUAUUGCUAUUUCGGCAAUCAAAUUAUAUUACAGGCAGACAGAGUAUCAUCAGCUGGCUACCAGAGCGCCUGGGCCACAAUGGGGGCGAAACCACGUCGUCUGUUGCUCAACAUAUUGCUCUCCACCCACAAGCCCAUGAUCGUGAGAGCUGGUGGUUUCUUACCUAUUAAUCUAAACACCUUUGUUCUGAUUAUAAAGACUUCAUUUUCCUAUUAUACGUUGCUGGUGAAUGUUAACGAGUAA
This is a messenger RNA of Bicyclus anynana (squinting bush brown), 1335 nucleotides long. It is a transcript of the gene Or85e, whose product is annotated as putative odorant receptor 85e. The transcript is spliced from 8 exons. The coding region runs from base 13 to 1335 and encodes 440 amino acids. The record is from RefSeq and is a predicted model, not a curated record. Gene Ontology annotation, molecular function: odorant binding; olfactory receptor activity. NCBI's taxonomy places the organism in Eukaryota, Metazoa, Arthropoda, Insecta, Lepidoptera, Nymphalidae. Gene Ontology annotation, biological process: sensory perception of smell; detection of chemical stimulus involved in sensory perception of smell. Gene Ontology annotation, cellular component: plasma membrane.